AGUGCAAAAUUGGCAAAAAUUUUGCUGGAGUUGAGUGGGAAUGAGGCGAAAGAUUCUGGAAAAACGUUUCCCGUCCCUGGAAUUUAUCCCAAAAAUAGGAAAGCACUUUAUACAGCAAAGUGAUACUAUUUCCCGAGAAUUGCCGUGGGGUAAAUCCUUCUCCAUCUUCUUCUCUCAAAAAGAGGAUACAGGAGGUAGGAGAACCAGUUACUCCUAACUAAAUAGUACGAUGUGCUGGGGGGAAGUAAGCCCCCACCCUCGCAACAGGAAACUUGAAUGCACGAAGAAAGUAAGAGCUGGGGACUUAGCCGCUAUAGCAGCAGCUUGUGGCUUCCUAUAGAUUCUGUUGCUAUGGAAACUGUCACGUGAGUGAACAUUUUGCAGCUCCACCCCCAUCCGUUCGAAUCGCGUCCCUCCUCCUCUUCACUGCACCCCACCCUCGAACUCGACGAAAGGCAUUGUGGGUGAAUCGCGAAAGAGAUGCCUCUGUUCGAAUGAGUUGGAUGAGUCCGUGGAUGUACGGUGAGCGGUGCGGAGCAUCAUUUGUUCAACAACCCCCAUCAACCGCUACUAUUCGAACAUGGAACACCCAAGGAUCAAACCUCGCCAAAGUCCGCACAAGUCCGAUCCGCAUCAUUCUCUUCUCAACUGUUGAUUUGAGAGAGAGUUGGAAAGUUUGGUGGAACUCUCGCCAAACGCAAUUCUUCCGAACCAUCUGUUGAUGAAAAGUUGGCAUUUUUUUUCCCUCGGAAAAGUUUAAACUUUUCCAGAAGCUAAUCGCACUGACACAAUCAAAGGACAAUUCUUUUUUCCUCCGAUUUGAAACAUUAAGGAUUUAGUUACUCGCGGUUGCAUUUUAUAUGGACUGUUUCAAAUUGUUUUAAAUACGGGUGUUAAGUGAAUUUUGAUUCAUCAUACCGGGGCUAUUUCAAAGUGGAAUUAGACGUUGGUUGUAGCUACAUUGUGAUAUAGCGACUUACGGAAGGCUGUUAUUUAGAGUUUAGACCUGUUGCUAACUGCAAAAGCAUAUUUAGAUAAUAGUGUUAUAGUAUCAUAGCUUCUAAAACAUAUUUACGCCUUAUCAUUGUAUAUUAUAUAUAGUUAAAAAUAUGAGCUGUAGUAUGUACACAAUGCUCUCUUACUACUAAGGAAUUGAAAGUGAUAAUUGUUAAAUCAAAGAGCAUUUACUUAGCUGCUUGUAGAUAACUCACACUAUUUAUCCCUUGCACAAUAAACAAUCUUCUUCAAUAAAAUAAAUAUAUAUAUAUCUUGUACUUAUAAACUGAUAUUUAAUAAAAAGGUGAUUUGAUUACUUUUGAAAGCGGAUGAAAUUUCGAGAUUAAAUAUAGUCUGAAGUCAGAAUUAAAUAUCGAGCAGAGAAAGAUUCUGGAAUUCGAUUGCCUUUCCUGCCUAGUGAAGGAAUUCGCAAAAGAAAACAAAAUCCAGGAGCAGAACUACCCCUGGUAGCGUUCAAAGCAAGACUGCCAACACUUGUUGAAAGCUGCCGCUAGUUGGCGGAACAACAGGUAUAGCGGCACACGCAUUUCCGACAGCCUGGUGUAGAUUCAUCUUUGCGGCCGACAAAGGAAGAUCAGCAUCGGCGGACAGAGGAUCAACUCUGUAGACUCAGAUCUGCAGAGGGAGGACAAGAGAUGAACCGUCCAAUCCAAGUGAAGCCUGCCGAUAGUGAAAACAGAGGAGGUGCACAAAUACACUAUACAAUGCAAAAGGAAAAAUAUAAUGACUUAGGUUGUGCGUUUGUAAAAUUUGGAUCUCAUUCUGAAGCACAAGCAGCGAUAGGAGCAUUACACGGGAGCCAAACAAUGCCAGUAAGUAAAGGAGCAUCAUCUAGCCUUGUUGUGAAAUUCGCCGACACAGAGAAAGAAAGACAAAUGAGGAGAAUGCAGCAAAUGACGGGGAAUAUGGGUGGCCUACUUAAUCCAUUCAUUUUCAACCAGUUUGGUGCUUAUGGUGCAUACGCACAGGUAGAUCUUAAUUUCAUGCAACAGCAAGCAGCCCUCAUGGCCGCAGCGGCACAAGGGGGUUACGUGAAUCCGAUGGCAGCAUUGGCCAUUGCGCAGUUGCCUCAAAUGACGACGGUCCCUAACGGACUAGCAAACCCUGCCAUAACCCCAACCUCAGGUGCGGGGACACAGACUGUCAAUGGAACAAUCCCCAACCUGCCUUCCCCUACCAUGCCCACCUUUAGCCAUGUGCCUCAAGCAAACGGUCAGGCCGGAGAGGUCUACACUAAUGGACUACCCCAUUACCCACCUCAAGCCAUACCAAACGGGGACGCAUUGCAGCCCACCGCCUAUCCAAGCCUGCAGCCCUACCCGGGAAUACGUAAGUUUAUAUUAACACCUGCGUAUACAACUCCUUUUGGUCAGUUUGGCCAAGCCCUAACUCCACAACCUGCCGUAGUUACUCAAACUCAGCGAGAAGGUACGUACAUUCCUGGUCCGGAGGGUUGCAACCUCUUCAUUUACCACUUGCCGCAAGAGUUUGGCGACGGAGAGCUCAUGCAGAUGUUUUUGCCCUUUGGCAAUGUCAUCAGUGCCAAGGUUUUCAUCGACAGAGCUACUAAUCAGAGCAAGUGCUUCGGUUUUGUGAGCUUCGACAACCCCGCUAGUGCCCAGGCUGCCAUCCAGGCUAUGAACGGCUUCCAAAUAGGCAUGAAACGCCUGAAGGUUCAACUGAAGCGUCCAAAGGACGCUAAUAGACCCUACUAGAGUCGAGCGCCCGCCUCUACCGAUCCUCUACCUGAAACAGGUAAUGCUAGGUAUUUUCAAGAGGCCAUCAUUUUGGAAUACAAAAGAAAUACCCAGCAUUCUGGAUUGCUACAAAAACUGAAUGCCACUUUAUUAGAUGAUGAUUCGAGUCUUAAAGAAAUACUAGAAAUUUCUAGAAAAGUUAUGAAAUGAUUAAAAAAAAUAUGUUUUCUUCAAUAAUUUGAAUUUCAUUACAAGUUGUUUUCUUUCUAUUUUGUCUUCAAAGAGAAAGCUGAAAGAAAACAUUAAAAAAAAAUUUAAAAAAACUGAUGAAAAUAAAAAAAAUUUAAGAUUAAUUCGUAGCUAUUAAGUUAGUUUUUGCUUACUAAUCAACACAAUGUAAUAGCUAUUUCAUAGAUGAAUAUAAACAUAUAUAUACUUAUAUCCUUUAAGGCAAAUUUUGCCUUUUUUUCAAGGAGAUAUUUAAAAUAUGAUUGAAGUGAAAGUUAAGAAAAAAAAGAAGAUAUUACUUUAUGUUUCCAUGCCAUAGUGAGACCACACGUAGAUGGAAAACACAGCACUGUAGAGGUAGUGAUAAAAAAAAUUAUUAAGUACUCAAAAAUUGUAAAGAGAACAAAAACAAAGAAACUGUACAAACUGUACAAUGAUCUUUGCAAAAUACAUUUAGAGAUAACUCAGUAUCGGAUGACUAGAGGUUGCAGAACUUCACAAGUUACAAAAAAAAAUGAGAACGUAGAUUUAGAUGAUAUUAUCUGAUAUAAUUAUGAUGAUAUAACUAACUUAUUGAAAAUUUGCCACGCAGGACUCCAAGAGAAAUUUGUGGGCAAAUAAUUUUUUAUUGCAUAUAUACAUAUAUAAAUAUAUAUAUUAUUACAUUUUACUUUCUCGUUUUCGUUUCUUCAAAAACAGGAGAUGAUAGAAAAAAAAGUGGAAAGAUGAUGAUGAUUAAGAUAUAUUAAAAACAAAUAUUACCGUCAUAUCAGCACAAGAAACUUUAACAACAUCUGCACUGUGUUCUUCCAACUUUCCUAGCCAAAGAGAGGACUUGACUUUACUCCUAUUACUUUUUCUGAUGACGUCACGCCAAAUUUUGAUGACGUCAUAAGCCAAAAAACCUAUCCAAGAUUUAACAAAAAUAAACAUUUUGGAUGAAGAUAUAUUUAUGUGUGUAAAAGCACAUUUAAUCAACUAUUUCUCACAGUAUAUGAACUGUUGUGAUUUGGAACACAAACUGCAUAUUGAUUCAAGACAUUGUCCAGUUUAUCACACAUAUGCAUAUGUUUCACUACAAAGCAAAGACUUUUCGAGAAGACUUAAUACGAUUUUUGGGUUUUUCUUUGAAAUUGUAUAGAGAAAAAAAAAGACCCACUGUUUAACAUAUUUCUAUCAUUCGCAUUUGAAACGUAUUUUAUCCCCCCACAGCACUUUAGAAUUUGAUUUUGAAACAUUAUACAAUUCUUCUUGCUUCUUAAAACAUUUCCCGCGCCUAAGACAGGAGUUCCCAAAUAAUUCUUGAAUCGAUAAGCGCAUCGCAAAUUACUUUUUAGAUUUAAGGUAUCCAAGGCUGUUCGUUAAAAGCUUAAAAGGGAAGGCAAUUUUAAAAUAGUUUUAAUAAAUUAUGGAAAGUUUCAUACAUUGGGCCGUUCUGAAAGUUGUUCAUUGUAAGUUAAUGAGUUUGUAUAAAGUAUUCCUAUGCUUAAAUUUUUCAUUUUUUUGAAAAAUAAUAAAAUAUAAAUUGAGAUAAAUUGCAAAAUGGGAAAAGUUUAAGAAUUAAAAUGAUUAUUUAUAAAUAACGAUAAAUAAAACGAAAUAUUUUUAGUUUAUUUAAAACAUUUUGGGAAUUAAAAUAGUUUAUUAUUAAUAGUUAACUACAUCAGCAUAUUCACUAAACAUAUGAACAAAAAUUAACACAACUAAAUCUACUGUACAGAAUUUAGAAUAUCCACGAAGCAAAUGCUCUAAAUUUCUCUAUUCCUUUUUCACUAACUAAAUAAAUUCUAAAUUAGUUUUAUCAAAUUAAAUAUCUUUAAAUAUUUAAUUUAGAAAGUGCGAUAUUUUUAUAAUUUAUGUUUCCAAAAUUCUUUGGCAAAUUAUUUUCAAUUUCUGUGUUAAUCUAAAAUACACUGUAAACUUCUUACGUAUUAUUUAACUAUUAAUAUUCAUAAACUUAUAUAUAGCAUAUAAUAUUUCUUCUAUAUACUAUAUUUCUUCGCUAUAUUUAUGUGAAUUUUAGAAAUACUCUAACUAUUUCUGAGUUUCAUAUAUUCAAACAUAUUAAUGCUGUGAAAAAAGGAAAGACGAAUAUUUAACUCAGAAUGUUAACUGCUCCCGUAAAAUAUUUAAAAAUAUAUUAAGGCAAUGCAAAAAAAGUUAACUUAUUAUAAAUAGUUAACUUCCUCAGCAUCCAUAUUUCUGAACAAAAAUCAACAUAACUAAAUAUACUGUACAGUGUUCAUUAAAUACUUUUAUAAAAAACAUUUUCCAUAUAAAAACACAAACUUAGAAUUUCUUUAUUUAUUUUUAACUUUCAUUAGAAUAUUCUAAAUCCAAACUAAUUUGAUUAGAUAAAUAUUUAAAUUCAGGUAUUAAUACUAUUUCAAAGAUCACCCUUAAAUUAUUUUUCAAUAUCAAUCUGGGUUAAACUGAGAUAAACUGUAAACUGUAUAGAAUAAUUUAAAACAUGGAAGGAAAAAUGGCAAACUAUAAACUCAGACGAUUAUUAGGUAUUAUAUAUGAUUGACUUUAUCCGUAAAAUAUUUAAAAUAUAUUCAGGCAGAACGGAAAUAGUUAACUCUCUCUCUCUCUGAAUGCUUAUUCAUGUACAAAAAUUAACAUAGCAAAAUAUACUGUACUAUAUUUAAUAAAUACUUUCAUAAAAAGAAUUUCCAUACAAAAACACAAACUUGUGGAAUUUUACUAAUCGUUUUCACUUUUAAUAGAAUGUUCCAAAUCUAAACUGAAUUGAUUAGGUAAAUAUUUUAAUUUCGUUAUUAAUAUUAUUUCAAAAUUCAUCCGCAAAUUAUUUUUCAAUAUGUGAGUUAAUUAAUAUUAACUGAGAGCUGUAUAGAAUAAUUUAGUGCAAGAAAAGGAAAUGGCAAAGUAUAAAUUCAGACGAUUAUUAGGUAUUAUAUAUGAUUUACUGUUUCUAGCACAUUUUUAGGGUAACUCGGGAACUCCUGGCCUUGUAAAUAAGGAACCAGAUUUAUUACCGGAUAACCGCGUUAUAGCAAAAAUACCGGUAGCAUUUUUUCUGGAACUCAAACGAUGACAGGUCAAGACACCUGUAAGAGUGUAUUUUCCAAUAAGUUUGAGUGUUUAGAUGAUUAAACUACUUCCUGUAUCUUUCUAUAAAUUAGAUUAAAAAUGUUGUUAGGAUAUAUAUAUUGAUAUCAAAUCUUGUUAUGUUUGAAAUUUGUCAUUCUUUCAGCACGUUGUUGCUUUUCAGCUAUAGGAGUUUCUAAUAUUAAAAUAAGAAGUUUUUGUUCGGAGAUUUCAGUUUAUAAGGAGAAAGACAACAUAUUAGUGUAUAAAUUCAGCUAAAAUCAAAAAUCAACUAUUUAAGUCAGUAUUGUUCAAUAUUUUUUGUUUAUGUCAAGGACACAAGAAAAAAUACCGUAAUUUAGAUAUCAACUAUAUCAAUAUCUAUAGAAUUUAGUACUAAAAAAGUACUAAAUUCUGUAUACAGAUAUUUUUAAUUCAAGUAAAGUGCAUUAAAGA
Parasteatoda tepidariorum (common house spider) is the source of this 6449-nucleotide messenger RNA. RefSeq names its product CUGBP Elav-like family member bruno 3. The record is from RefSeq and is a predicted model, not a curated record. Gene Ontology annotation, molecular function: RNA binding. Lineage: Eukaryota; Metazoa; Arthropoda; Arachnida; Araneae; Theridiidae.